CAAUUCUAGCCGGUCGGCAUAGCGACGCUCAUCCCUAUUUUACACCAGGUGGCAACCCUUUCUUUUCACAAAAAACGUUUUGCGAUUCCGUGCUGCAGCCGCUUUUCUUAGGUAAUCAUGCCCGAGCUGACUGAAAUUAAAAACGAGGCACCUUCGACCUCCGCCGAGGCGAAGCAGACCGAGGAUGACGUUCGCGUCGAGGAUGAUGGCAGCGAGAGCGAUUCGGAAAUGAUUCCCGAUCUGGAGGAAGCCGAAACCGGCACCACACAGCUGGGCGGUGGCGCCACCGGUCUGCCCAUCGAUGUGGUCUCCAAGGCCAAGCAGUCGCGCGGCGAAAAGAAGGCGCGCAAAAUUAUGCUGAAAUUGGGCUUGAAGCAAAUUCAGGGCGUUAACCGCGUAACAAUUCGCAAGUCCAAGAACAUCCUGUUCGUCAUCAACAACCCAGAUGUGUACAAGAACCCGCACAGCGACACAUACAUUGUGUUCGGUGAGGCCAAGAUCGAGGAUCUGUCGCAGCAGGCUCAGGUGGCUGCAGCCGAGAAGUUCAAGGCCCCAGAGGCUGCCGGCGGUGCUGAUAGCGUGGGCGCCACCACAUCUGUGGCACCUAUUGCCGAGGAGGAUGAGGAGGAGGUCGAUGGCACUGGCGUCGAUGAGAAGGACAUUGAGCUGGUCGUGGCACAGGCAAAUACGACGCGCGCCAAGGCCAUCAAGGCGCUCAAGAACAACAACAACGACAUUGUAAAUGCCAUCAUGGAGCUGACAAUGCUCUAAAGGAUUAACCCAGGAACUUGGUUGCUUUCGUUGAUUACCCGCCUUUCGAUACAAUUACAAAACAAACAAAGAUAAAGAUACCCUCUAAUCCCAAAUGUUAUGCGCAUGCAUCUCUGCAUGCUUGUACACCAGUCGAACAUUUAACAAUUUAUCAGGAGAAGAAUAAAGUGACAUACUUUAUAAAUUAA
Messenger RNA from Drosophila innubila, 959 nucleotides. It is a transcript of the gene Nacalpha, whose product is annotated as nascent polypeptide-associated complex subunit alpha. The record is from RefSeq and is a predicted model, not a curated record. The transcript has 2 exons. NCBI's taxonomy places the organism in Eukaryota, Metazoa, Arthropoda, Insecta, Diptera, Drosophilidae. Bases 118 to 771 code for a protein of 217 amino acids. Gene Ontology annotation, cellular component: nascent polypeptide-associated complex; cytoplasm. Gene Ontology annotation, biological process: protein targeting to membrane.